Molecule: messenger RNA, 6831 nt
Organism: Pectinophora gossypiella (pink bollworm)
Lineage: Eukaryota; Metazoa; Arthropoda; Insecta; Lepidoptera; Gelechiidae
Gene: Lrpl
Exons: 14
Coding region: 619-3930 (1103 amino acids)
Cellular component (GO): plasma membrane
Molecular function (GO): protein binding
Source: RefSeq, a predicted model, not a curated record
UCCGCAGGAGGGAUGUUGCAUCGCGGCGCGAGCCACCUCACGAUCGAGAUGUCAAAAAUUUGAAAAUCGAGCGUCAAAAAUGAAAGAGCUCGGACGGAACGUAGCACUGACAGCUUUAUCGCGCUCCGCGUUAUAACGUACAGACUAAUUGAGUGUUGUGUUAGUUUUAUUUAGUGUUUGGAUUUAAAAAAAAAAGUUACGGUUAAAUUGCCUGUAAUUUACUGUUGAGUGUGUGUGGUGAUGUGAGGGCUGUGAGCCGCUGGUGGCGCGAUUCCACCCGCCAGUAUAACCUUGACACGUUUUCCCGCGCUGCCGCCGCACACAACCUUGUUUUCCGUUGCACUCUCUCUUGCCACUUGCCGCAAAAGCGAGUGCUCCUCUAAUAAUCAGCGACAGUAAAAGUAGUGAAAACCUCAGUGAAAUAACUGUGCAGAAACUCCAAGUUCAACGUAGUAAAUGAUAAUUAGCAAUGCUAGCGAGAUUAGUCUUCAAGUUUAAUGAGAUAGGUCAUAAUGAAUAACGUUAACGAGUUUAGAACGAUAUUAACUUUUAGGUGCUUAGUGUUAUAAUCCGAAAAAUUAGGAAGUUUAUAAAAUGAUGCCCUUGUGACCGCAACGAAUGACGAGACUCGCUAUCAAGAUGAGAAAUUUAAAAGGUUCCGGCACGGCCUUAGGGAUCGGAAUUUUCAUCGUCACAUUUAUCUCAAUGACGGAUUGUGACGUCGUGACGGAUGCCCCAACAGACAAGACGGCAUACCAGAGAGACGCGUCCUAUUUAUUAGAUAAAGUGACGAAACUAAACGAAAUCCCUGAACCGGAGUCUCUGCCAGUACUUCACGGGAACGACACUAGAUGUCGCAUAUCCGAGUACCUGUGUCUGAAUAAAAAAUGUAUUCCGAUAAAUCGAUUUUGCGAUGGCAGCAACGACUGCGGAGAUUCGUCUGACGAGCCGAGACAUUGUACACGAUGCAACAAAACGUACUAUGGCGACAUCGGGCGAACGUAUGAGUUGGAGCUGCAUCGUCCUCGAGAAGACCUGGUGCCAUACGUGUGCCUCCUGACUAUCACUGCCGCUGGAGGCAUCCAUGGGGAUUUAGUGCAGGUCCUGUUCGACAGCUUCACGCUCGGCCGCUUCACAUCAUUUACCGAAGAUGGCUGCCCUGACGGUUACAUGCAGAUCCAAGAAGCCUCCAGACCUCAAGUCGGCGGUUCCUGGUGUGGCACCUCCUGGGGUCCUUCUAUAUACUACAGCGAAACCAAAUCCAUCACGCUCAUCAUACGACUGCUGCAUCUAUCAAAAGAAGCGAACAAUUACAACUUCGAUUUCCGAAUGGCUUACAAGGUGCUUAGAAGGGAACACGCUACGGUUCGAUAUGGAGGAACUCCGCCGUCAGAGCGUCCUUUUUUCAAGAUGAGGCCUGUGCCGUAUCCCGUAAACAUAUCACGAGGGGAAGAUACGAAUGUCGCGAAAACAAAAACAGAGUAUUACCUCGGGGAUUUGAUCUCCGGAACUUACUGCUCAAGAAUCUUCAGCGAUUGCGAUCGCAAAAACUGUCGCUUGCAGUCGCCGAAUUACCCCGGCGUAUAUCCCAGAAACUUGACCUGCUACUACGCUGUUAGACAACAUGAAGUACCCCAAGGAAAACAUGCUUUGAUCGUUGUAAAGCAACCGAAUGGACAGCUAAUAUCGAUAAGAAGUCAGAAAGCAUUGUACGCCGCGGCGCAACAAGACCGGGAAAAUAACGGUCGAGAACUGAAAUUCUGGCAACAAUGCGACGAAGUGCAAGACUAUGUAACCGUGUACGACGGAUACACGACUCGAGACCCAGUUAUUCUGAGGUUUUGCGGUGGCGGUGUGUCAGUUCCAGAAGCGAUAUCGAGUGGCCCUGAACUAUUGGUGGAAUUCACGACGUCGCCUUUCGGAACAUUUUUGCAGCCAGCAACUUUACAAUCGCUUCAUGGAUUUCAGUUGGAAGUCGAGGUCAGGUUUGUCGAUCAGCAGUCGCCUACAUAUGCCAAGAACAAAAGGGCCUGUGAAUUUUGGAUUAGAGGGACCGGAAGAGGUGUGUUGGAGCACCCACAACAUUCUUUACCACCAAACACAACAUGUCUCUAUCACAUGCAAGGGAUCGAUACCUCAGGGCCCUCGGGCAGGAACAUAAUCUACAGAAGGCCCUCAUUUUCGGCUCCACGGUUCAGGGUGUGGUUCUCAGUAUUGAAAUUUUAUGUGACCAAUGCGCUCAACCCCAACUUACCAGAGGAUGAGUAUUGUGGAAGCCAUUUGAAUAUAUGGGAUGGCCCGAUGCGGAUAUCGCCUGGAUGCAGCGAUAUAUUUUGCGAUAAAGACCGUUCAGUGCAGAUGUCUAGAGCAACAUCACCACAAACAGUGACCGUGGGUCGUCCACCAACCAAUGCCACGCUGGUAGCACGAUUCUGCCGAGAACGUGCCCCAAGGACCUGCGAACACGCUUUACUUAGAAGGUCAAGAGCCUGUGCAAGGACUGAAAGUUUCCUAUCUAAGGGGGACUCAUUGACGCUAGAACUGAAGCUAACACAAGGGACCGCUCUCAAGCCAGUAUUCUUCAAAGCCUUGUAUGAGUUCGUGGAUCUGCACCAAGAUGGAGAACAAUGGGGCCGAGGACCAUGUUCUAGGAGAUUCGCUUCCCGUUCCUUCCCUGAAGCUCCACCUGAUCCACCAGUGACCUUCUCUUCGCCAAGAGACGUUUUUCUCUAUGGAAGGGGUGGUUCGAGAAAUAUAAGUUGUACCUAUCGCUUCGAAGCCAACCCUGGUGAAGUGGUCCGGCUCCGAGUGUGGGGUAUCAGAAGCGGUGGUCGCCUGUGUCGGUCGGUACAUUCUGCUCACUCCAGUUGGUAUCGCUGUGCUGGUGACCCUACUGCUGCUGUGAGGAUCUUCGAUCGCCCCUGGAAGGAUAUUGGUUCUGGAGUGCCAAGGGACUGUUUGUGCAGUGACGUUGGCGACUACGAGUUCACAUCAAACGGCACAGUAGCUGAGUUGAAGUUCGAUGUGGUGAACAUGUCAGCAACUGACGACUUCCGGUCAUUUGGCUUCGAAGCAUCCGUAGAGUUCGUCAGAUUGACAUUAGAAUGCGAGAGUUCACACAAAGUGUAUGGUGCUAGUGGAGACUUGAGGCUGGCUUCUAUGGCACCUUUAUCUGAUGCGGAACGCUGCGAGCGUCGUCCAUGGCUCAUUGACCCAUCACCAGGGAGAUAUCUCUACCUCCAGAUUCGAGGAAGCAUCAUCAAAGAACCUGAGCUUGACAACUUCACGCUGCUGAACAACAUCACAGUAGCUCCCGACCUUAGACAUUUAUGCAGAACUCCUAAUCGAAUAGCAGUGUAUGCUGGAGGCCUAGCGCCGAUAUUCAUAUGCCCGGAUCCUCCUGAUGAACAGUAUGAUGACGUAGUGGAAAUAUUUUCCGACGGAUGGUCCAAGGAGGUAGAUCCCCUAGCGCGUCACGUCUUAGCACCCCCACCUUCACCAGAUAGGUUCGACCUGGACUGGCCAAGGUCUCUCUCCGUCGAGCUCAUAGCCUACGAGAGUGCAUCUUACUUCGUCACGUGGUUGGAACUUUCUAGAAGAUAUGCAAGCACAAGAGGCGGCGUAUACGCAUUGUCGGGAGAAUGCGAGUACCGUUGCGAGUCUUUGGACGCUUGCAUCGAGCCAGCGUUGUGGUGUGACGGUAUUGCGCAGUGUCCACACGGAGAAGAUGAGAGACUGUCGCAGUGCUCAGCAUUGCUGCGUGUGCCUGCGCAGUACGCUGCUGCGCUGCUUGCAUUCAGUGUGCUCACCGCAUUCGCCAUGAUAGCGGUGAUGCGUUCCUGCCGCAGACGGCGCUCAGCGCUGCAGCAGCGGCUCAAGAGCUUAUCCUCAGAUACCGCGAUCUUCGACGAAAAGGAGGUGAUUUGCUGACCAAGCGAGGACUCCGUACGAUAUGUGGAAGUCGAUCGCGUCACCACAGUGUGACCGCCUUCCCGUGCGGAGUCCAAAAUAUACUCACAUGUUAUGUCUACUGUUGCAAUGAUAAUAGCCAGUAAUUGGCUGAUGUAAAAGGACUCGAAUUAAGGUGGACGUGUCGCCAUGCGGCAACCCUCUCCUGCAAUGUUAUUCCCCUUCCAUCAUCGUGCUCGAGUGCUACUUAAAUUUUAAAGUGAGUUCUUGAAAUCAUUUGUUUUUGUUUAACAUUAACAUUUUUGUUAGAUUACAGGCUAUUGCACUAAACGUUUAUUUCUAUAGUUCUUUCGAGUAUAUCACUAUUAAGUUUGAUUACUAUAGAAGCUUUGUGAUUGGUGACUAUCUAGUUUAUAGACUGGAAUUCAGCAUUUGGAUGUCGCUGUAUGAUUAACUAAAGAUGCAAAAUCUUCAUAGUUUAAGAAGCAUUCGAGUAACAUAUUGAAGAUUUGAUAUUGAUGAUAUAUGAGUCUGACUUCAUGAGCGAUUUCAUUAAAGUAUGAUAUUUAAAACUGCCAGUCAGUCCUUUAAAAUUCGAAAGUUAAGAGUUGGUAGUGUUCAAUAUUUCCAUAUUUAGAGCAACGGCUCUGCUAUAUAGUCUGAUGAUCGAGGAGUAAUUCGCUGUAAAUGCAAUUUUAAAAUUGUCCUUUUGAUGACGAAUUGUAGGGAAUACGGGUUACUCAAAUGUUGAAUUUAGAUGAAUUAUGUAAAUAUGAAUAUUGAUAAAUGAAAUAUAGCUACGUACGGAAAUGUUUAACGGGAAAUUUAGACAUUUUGGACCAAGUGCAGUCGAUCGGUACCUUGCCAAAGAGUAGCCACUCUCGCCUGUAGUAUUUACAUCUUUGAAUGAAAAGUAAGUACCUUAAUAAUGCUUAAUUGUAGUUAUUUUUUAUAAGUCUGGCUUGUCCAAUUCAUUUUACAAGAUUUGGUUUUCAGAGCGGCACCAAAUUGCCUGUGUAAUCAAAUCACGAUGAGUACAAUGUAAGGGUAUGUUUUUCGUGUUCAACCGAUCGACUCCAGACACAAUUUGAGUUACGAGAUUGUGAUUAAAAACGUGUAAAUAAAUAACAUUUUGUAGUGUCUCCUACUCAAGGUUCGUUAUUGUAUAAAUCGAGUAGAUAGCAUAGUCUAGCGGGAAUAUCGAUACGGCAAUAAUUUUAUUUAAAUUGUUUAACAUAAUCGAGACAACCUGUGUUCUAAAUGUUACUCUAAAUUCGUAUACGUGAUAUGAAACUGCCAUAUUGUAAGAUGUUCAUUGUUCAAUUAUCGAUAUAAGCAGGUGUAAAGUCCCAUAGAUGUUACAUUUGUUUUUUUAAUAUAAAAUUUAGAUUUUUGCGGUUUAUUCAGACGCUUAGUGAACUCAUUUUUACGAAAUAUUUGUAAAUUAAAGACGGUUUGGACUUGAUUUUAAUUUGUCAAUAGAUUAAUAUUUACAAAAAAAAUAUAGGUAGGUACCUACUAAAACCGACCAUCAAGGAAAUAUUAUUAUUUGGAAAUAAGUAAAUUAUUCGACAGUCAGUGUGUCAUCACUCAUCACAGACGUCCAAAAUGAUUGCUCUUCUUGUAUCGUGUUUAUUCUAGUUUGACGCUUUCCUUUUCUAUAUAUUAUUAAAAAAAUAUAAAAAGUUGGUAACGAAAACUGGAAUUUUAUAAAAAAAUAUAUUCAGUAAACAAAUAAAACAGUUAAGCAGACCCAUAGAACUAAGAUAAUAAGGUAUUUUUUGUGACUACUCAUAACUAUGUAGUAUGACUGACGGUUGCUAGCGUAUGCUCUGACCAAUGAUAUUACAAUACUUUACCAUGCUGCUCGAUCUACUGCGAUGAAUAUCUGUUUCUACUUAUAAUAACCAGAUUAAAAGAAUUACAUCAAUGCUGCGGGAAUAAAGUCUAGGUUAUUCAUUUUGGACGCCUGACGGUUGAACACUUUAUAAAAAGCAGAGGUGAAUUUUCAAAUUAAAAAAGGUAAAAUGUUCAUAAAGUAUCCUAAUCGAUUAAGUGCGUUGUAAAUAAAACUAUUCAUAUCCUAGAAUCGUAUUAAAGUGAUAAUGUUUGUUUCCCAAGGAAAUUAUUAAAGUUUAUAAUAUCGCGUUAACUACUAGUGGACAUUGUAGACGAAGCUAUUCUGUUUUGUAUGAGAACAGCCGGAAUAAAAUUAUUCUAAAUUCAAAAUAAAAAAUAAUCAUAAAAGAACGCUCAUGACUUUUUCUUUUUCAACUUCAAAAAUAAUUCAUUUUUAUUAGGUACUCAGGCUUUUAGUCCUUUUUAUUACUUUUAGAUUAUAUUUGUUCUUGUGUGUUUGUUCUUAAGUUUGCAUUAAGCCCGUUGUUCUCAUAUAGAUUAUGCUAGAUCUAAUCUAGAGAUUCCAAAGUUUGAAUUUUUAGAUAGGAACUGUAAAGAAACAAACUUAUUUAUUAAUUGACUAAUUCUAAAUAAUUCUUUCUUCACUUAUCAGUUACGAGAAAUUAUGUUCAAUUGUUUGAGGUUGGAGUGUGUUUGAAUUCUUAUUCACUUUUUGAAUCCUGACUCGUUUUAUGUCAUCGAAGUUAGAAUAAGAAAUUCAACUACUAAACACUCCAAUAAUUGCUUUUCAUGUGGAUAUGGUAUCUACAUAAUGUAUUUAGUGAAAUUGUAAAGGUUUUAGUGACAUCGGAAUAGAAACGUUGUAACGUCUUCCAUAAUGUAUGAUUCCGGAUUUAAUUUCCCGUGUUGCGCCAUAUCAUACAGUCCGGGGAAGCAGAAACUAAACAGGUGUUAUCCUGGCAGACAAUAAUGAUGGAUAAUAGCAGAGAUACCUAAUUUCACAUUCAAGACAAAGAUUACGAAGAGUUAUGAUGAUAAUAAGAAGUUUUUAAAAAUAAAAUU